Molecule: messenger RNA, 822 nt
Organism: Oryza sativa Japonica Group (Japanese rice)
Lineage: Eukaryota; Viridiplantae; Streptophyta; Magnoliopsida; Poales; Poaceae
Product: thiol protease SEN102
Cellular component (GO): lysosome
Molecular function (GO): cysteine-type endopeptidase activity
Source: RefSeq, a predicted model, not a curated record
AUGAGGAAGUCAUUAGUAGUGGUGUUGGCUUUGAUGGUGGCAGCGUCGGCUCAUGACGUCCCAAUUACGGACGAAGACCUAAAAUCAGAGGAGAGCAUGUGGAGUCUGUACGAGAGGUGGAGCCACGUUUAUGGCGUCUCGUCGCGUGACCUUGCCGAGGAUAAGAAGAGUAGGUUCGAGGUGUUCAAGGCGAACGCGAGGCACAUCCACGAGUUCAACAAGAAGGAAGGCAUGAGCUACAAGCUCGGCCUCAACAAGUUCUCCGACAUGACGGUGGAGGAGUUCGCCGCUAAGUACACCGGUGUCCAGGUAGACGCUGGCGCCGCCGUCGUGACUUCCGCUCCUGACGAGCAGCCAGUACUGGUCGGCGACGCGCCACCGGUGUGGGAUUGGAGAGACCACGGAGCUGUCACUCCAGUCAAGGAUCAAGGAAGUUGCGGGAGUUGCUGGGCGUUCUCGGCGGUGGGGGCGGUGGAGGGGGUGAACGCGAUCGCGACAGGGAACCUGCUGAGGCUGUCGGAGCAGCAGUUGCUGGACUGCACCAACCCGAACGACGACUGCAUCAAUGGCGGGAGGGCAGAAAGAGCGAUGCAGUACGUGGUGAACAACGGGAUCGCCUUGGACGCGAGCUGUCCGGGGCCCUACUACCCGCCCUACGAAGCCGAGAAGUUGCCCUGCAGGACGGAGCCAGGCAGGCAGGCGGUCACAUUGGACUGCAUCAGGCAGUUGCCCCUCGACAACGAGGCCGCUCUCAAGGAGAGGGUCUACAUACAGCCCGUCUCUGUGGCCGUCGACGCCAAGAAUACUGGGUGGCAAUCCUAA